Molecule: messenger RNA, 7750 nt
Organism: Mustela erminea (ermine)
Lineage: Eukaryota; Metazoa; Chordata; Mammalia; Carnivora; Mustelidae
Gene: WWP1
Product: WW domain containing E3 ubiquitin protein ligase 1
Exons: 25
Coding region: 558-3326 (922 amino acids)
Biological process (GO): ubiquitin-dependent protein catabolic process
Molecular function (GO): ubiquitin protein ligase activity; protein binding
Source: RefSeq, a predicted model, not a curated record
UUCCAAAAGCAUCAUCGGGGCGCCCUCGCUGCGCAUGCUCGCGGGAAGCCGGAUUCCGCGUCCGGAGUUGGUUUUAGGCGGCCGCGGCACAGCGCGCGGUGCGGGGCCGGCGGGGAGGCGCGCGCUCGCGGCGCGGCGCCGUCGACGGGAGCACGCGGCGCGCUGCUGAGGAGGGAGGUGUGGGGUCUGCUGGGGGUGGCGCGUGGCCGGGGUGGGGGUGGGGGGAGGGUCGGGUGUCGCCGAGCGCGGCAAGCGGGUUCCAAGUGGCUGCAGGCGGCCUGGGCUGCCGGGGCCGACGCCUGGGUGGCUGCUGCCGCCGCCGCCGCCGCGCCUGCUACGAGAUGGCGAUCUUGGGCGCGGAAGGGUGAGGGCGCGCGCCGCUGGAGGAGGCGCCGCUGCUGUGGCCGCCCGACCGCCGGGAGCCGACAGCUUUGCGCCGGGUUUGUCUCCUCACUAGACUAUGAGCUCCUUGAAAGAAGGAAUCGUGUCUUACUCAUCCUUAUAUCCCCAGUGUCUAGCACAGUUCCUGGUACAUAGUAUAAGCUGAAUAUUGGGACAUGGCCACUGCUUCACCACGGUCUGAUACUAGUAAUAACCACAGUGGAAGGUUACAGUUACAGGUAACUGUUUCUAGUGCCAAACUAAAAAGAAAAAAGAACUGGUUUGGAACAGCAGUAUAUACAGAAGUAAUUGUAGAUGGAGAAAUUAAGAAAACAGCAAAAUCCAGUAGUUCUUCUAAUCCAAAAUGGGAUGAACAGCUAACCGUAAAUGUGACCCCACAGUCUACUUUGGAAUUUCGAGUUUGGAGUCAUUAUACUUUAAAAGCCGAUGCUUUAUUAGGAAGAGCAACAAUAGAUCUGAAACAAGCUCUGUUAAUACACAAUAGAAAAUUGGAAAGCGUGAAAGAACAGUUAAAACUUUCUUUGGAAAACAAGAAUGGCAUAGUGCAAACUGGUGAAUUAACAGUUGUGCUUGAUGGACUGGUGAUUGAGCAAGAAAAUCUAACAAACUGCAGCUCAUCUUCAACCAUAGAAAUACAGCAAAAUGGUGAUGCCUUACAUGAAAAUGGAGACCCUUCAGCAAGACCAACCUCCAGGUUGGCUGUUGAAGGUGCUAAUGGAACAGAUAAUCAUGUACCCACAAGCAGUCUAGUUCAAAACUCAUGCUGUUCAUAUGUAGUUAAUGGAGACAGCACACCUUCAUCUCCGUCUCAGGUUGCUGCCAGACCCAAAGCCACACCAGCUCCAAAACCACUCACAUCUGAGCCUGCCAAUGACACUGUUAAUGGAGAAUCAUCCUCAUCUGCACCAACCGAUAAUGCUUCCACCACGGGUACUGCAAUAGUAUCUGAAGAAAAUGCCUUGUCUUCAAAUUGCACUAAUACUACUGUUGAAGAUCCUCCAGUUCAAGAAAUACUGACUUCCUCAGAAAACAAUGAAUGUAUUCUUUCUAACAGUGCAGCAUUUGGAUCUGAAACGAGAAGUACUUUAGACCUUGCUGCCUCUAAUUCUGGAAAUAAUUCUGCUUUUGAGGCAGCCAAAUUAAGACAGCCAGAUGGGUGUGUGGAACCUGUACGGCAGCAGUCUGGAAGUACCAACACAGAAACGUUGCCAUCAGGGUGGGAACAGAGAAAAGAUCCUCAUGGUAGAACUUACUACGUGGAUCAUAAUACUCGAACGACUACGUGGGAGAGACCACAACCUUUACCUCCAGGUUGGGAAAGAAGAGUUGAUGAUCGUGGCAGAGUUUAUUAUGUGGAUCAUAACACCAGAACAACAACCUGGCAGCGGCCUACCAUGGAGUCUGUUCGAAACUUUGAGCAGUGGCAGUCUCAGCGGAACCAAUUGCAAGGAGCUAUGCAACAGUUCAACCAGAGAUACCUCUAUUCGGCUUCAAUGUUAGCUGCAGAAAAUGACCCAUAUGGGCCUUUGCCACCAGGCUGGGAAAAAAGAGUGGAUUCAACCGACAGGGUUUACUUUGUGAAUCAUAACACAAAAACAACCCAGUGGGAAGAUCCCAGAACUCAAGGCUUACAGAAUGAAGAACCCCUGCCAGAAGGCUGGGAAAUUCGGUAUACUCGGGAAGGUGUUAGGUACUUUGUUGAUCAUAAUACAAGAACUACAACAUUCAAAGAUCCUCGCAAUGGGAAAUCAUCUGUAACUAAAGGUGGUCCACAGAUUGCUUAUGAACGCAGCUUUAGAUGGAAACUUGCUCACUUCCGUUAUUUGUGCCAGUCUAAUGCACUACCCAGUCAUGUAAAGAUCAAUGUAUCCAGGCAGACACUAUUUGAAGAUUCCUUCCAACAGAUUAUGGCAUUAAAACCCUAUGACUUGAGAAGGCGAUUAUAUGUAAUAUUUAGAGGAGAAGAAGGACUUGAUUAUGGUGGUCUAGCAAGAGAAUGGUUUUUCUUGCUUUCACAUGAAGUUUUGAACCCCAUGUAUUGCUUAUUUGAGUAUGCUGGCAAGAACAACUAUUGUCUUCAAAUAAAUCCAGCAUCAACCAUUAACCCAGACCAUCUUUCAUACUUCUGUUUUAUUGGUCGCUUUAUUGCUAUGGCACUUUUUCAUGGGAAGUUUAUUGAUACUGGUUUCUCUUUACCAUUCUACAAGCGUAUGCUAAGUAAAAAACUGACUAUUAAGGAUUUGGAAUCUAUUGAUACUGAAUUUUACAACUCCCUUAUCUGGAUAAGAGAUAACAACAUUGAAGAAUGUGGCUUAGAAAUGUACUUUUCUGUUGACAUGGAAAUUUUGGGAAAGGUUACUUCGCAUGACCUGAAGUUAGGAGGUUCCAAUAUCCUGGUGACUGAGGAGAACAAAGAUGAAUAUAUCGGUUUAAUGACAGAGUGGCGUUUUUCUCGAGGAGUGCAGGAACAGACCAAAGCUUUCCUUGAUGGUUUCAAUGAAGUCGUCCCUCUUCAAUGGCUGCAGUACUUUGAUGAGAAAGAAUUAGAGGUUAUGUUGUGUGGCAUGCAGGAGGUUGACUUGGCAGAUUGGCAGAGAAAUACUGUGUAUCGACAUUAUACAAGAAACAGCAAGCAAAUCAUUUGGUUUUGGCAGUUUGUGAAGGAGACAGACAAUGAAGUAAGGAUGCGACUAUUACAGUUUGUCACUGGAACCUGCCGUUUACCUCUAGGAGGAUUUGCUGAGCUCAUGGGAAGUAAUGGGCCUCAAAAAUUUUGCAUUGAAAAAGUUGGCAAAGACACCUGGUUACCAAGAAGCCACACAUGUUUUAAUCGCUUGGAUCUACCACCAUAUAAGAGUUAUGAACAACUAAAGGAAAAACUUCUUUUUGCAAUAGAAGAGACAGAGGGAUUUGGACAAGAAUGAAUGUGGCUUCUUGUCUUGGAGGAGCUCUUGCAUUUAAAUACCCCAGCCAAGAAAAAUUGCACAGAUAGUGUAUAUAUAAGCUGUUCAUUCUGUACAGUGAAUUUUCUGAACCUCUCAAAGUAUAAAUGUUUUUCGUUCUUCCACAGAAAUAUGCAAAACAGUUCAUCCUUUUCUACUUUAUUUAUUGUUCCCUUGAAGUGACUGACCAGGAAAAAGAUCAUCCUUAAAUUUUGAAGCAAGCAAGAGACUUUAUUAAAAAUAAGUAUAUAUCUAUAUAAGCAUAUAAGAUAGUGGCUCUAGUUUUAUAGAGCUCCAAGUAUAUUAAACAUGACAGCCGUUCAUUCAAAAAAUAAUCUGGAUUUGCUUUACCUUGUUUCUAGUAUCCAGAGGAAAAAGUACAAAUUGCUUCAUGAUCUUCUCCCUUAUAUAACACCUUUUGAGGGUGUUUAGUUGCAUGGCUGUUCAGGAAGGUAUUAAGGGCUUAGGCCAAAUCUUACUUUGAGUAUGUUAAAAAAUGCUGCUGGCUUUUCUGAAGGACAGGCAUUUGAACCUGUCAGCUGAUUUUAAAUAAAUACAAUAGUUGAAAAUUUUCCCUCUUUGCUACAUCACUAAUACAGUCAAAGUAAUGAAUGAAACCAUAAUGUACAUGUAAGUCAUACACUAUAUCUGAUGCCAUUUAGUUUAUUCUAGAAAUUGGAAAGAAUUCAUUAAGCAGCAAAGAGGUUUGUUUACAUGUAACUUUGGGAUGCUAGGUAUUUGUGGAGUUAAAAAGAAUCAGGUACUUAAGUACUUUCGUUUUUAAAUCUGUGAUGUUCUUUAAAUUUAACUCAUAAUAAAUUGAUGCAGUUUGAUACUUAGGAACAUAUAAUAAGGUAAUGUGAACAUUUUUGCUUUUGUGUUCAGAGUUUUGGUUUUAUAAAACCAGAUGGACUGAAGAGUUGUAUAAGCAUUUGAACACGCAAAUGAAAACUAUUUUCUAUUAGUGUUCAUAUAUCCUCAUUCCUCUUAAAUUCAUGAAAAUUUUAUGAUCUGAAUUAUAUAGGCAUAUUAAAGACUCUUUUGGUCCCCACCCCCCUUUUUACAUAGAUCAUUAUUUUUGUCCUAAUAACUUUUUAAUUUUUCAUUAUCAAGGGCAUUUGCUGAACUACAAAGAUGUAUAACAAAUUAAAAUCUGAUGUGAAUGAUAUUAAUGCUAUUUUAGCAAACUGGGCUUCCUUAUUAACAAAAAUUGCAAUUUCCAUUUGUAUCAUUUCAAUAUGCAGUGUAAAUUUCAGGAAGUUAAAAAUUUUUUUAUAACCACAAACUGACAUCUUACAAUGUCAUCUGUAACAUAUUUAACUGCUAAGUACAUAUGGAAAAUACUAGUAUACAAUUUAAUUUCCCUAAACAGUUUUUGUUUUGCCAAAAUUUUAUUUUUCUACAUACUAGAUCGUGUUCUGCACUUCUAUUCAAAGUUCAUAGUAAAGACGAAAUAAAGGCAGUGAUCCGCUAUGUUGAAUAGACUUCCUUUCCCACAUCCUCAUCUGACACUGGGCUAUCUUGAAGCAUAAAGCAUUAAAAACAAAUACUAAUGUAUAUGACAUUAUGUGAUAGAGGAUGACCAGUCUUCAAAGCGGCUACUUAAAUUUUACCGUAGAAAGCACCACUGCUCAAUGAAUUUUGCAUGAUAUGACAGAAGUUAUUGAUGAACAUCAUUCAGUGGAGGUGAGAAUGUGAGAAUACCAUUUACCAGAUUUAAUUGAAGACAGGAGGUUUUCAGGGUGCUGGUCCCCCCCCCGCCCUCACUUCAGGUAAGAAAUUACUGUGUACCAGUUGAGGCUACACCAAACUCACAGAGACCAAACCAGCUUUCUGAAGAAGGCUCUUUUGGAGAACUCAGAGCAUUCCACCUUUCAAACUCCAUAGAAAAGCAAGCCUACUGGCAGGAUUUUAUUAUAUCUUAAUUCAUACACUCAAGGGGCGGUGAGAGAAAACCAGCAUGUGGGUUGCCUCUCACCUUCUCUCCUCUUUUCCCAUCCUUGUCCUGUGCUGGGCUAGAUAGGCUCACUAUGCCUGAAAUGAAGAAACAGGCAAAGAAUGAGGCUCAGAGACAGAUUCAUAUUGUUAUUUCAUUUCAGGGACACUCAGCACCACCACCACCAAACUGAGCCCAGUGAAUGGGUAAGAGGCACAACAUAAUUUCUGAUUCCAUCAAUCAGAUUAAGUUGUCUGUCUUCCUAGGAAAGGAGCUCUAAGUGGCAGUUAAAGCUCAAAGAGUUAAUAAACCUUUUAACCUCACAGCCUUCAGUUAAUCACCUGCCUCCUAUUUUUUUUUUUUUUAAACUAGAUGGCAUGGUUAUGUGUCAAAAUACUACUAGGCAGUACUAUUUCUAUUAAAAAUGACCCUGACUGAUGUUCAUCUGGACUGGGAAAUCUACUUGAUAAUAAACCAUACCUUUGGAUUUGCCAGAGGAAAUAACUGCAUGUCCUUCUGAGGUCCCUGAGCUGUGACCUGUUCUUGGAGCUGUGUGAAUGCUCUGUUACACAGACUGCUGCUAUAAGCUCAUCUUCUAAAAUGUUAAGGAGUCCUGACAUUGACUUGCUGGUUCAGCUGUGGUUCCUAUCUUAAGCCUUCUGAGUAAGACUAGUACGGACUUUUAUUUGUUGAACCCUGGUGGAUGAUAUUGCAGAAGUCAAAAAUCAUCUACAUUUAAAUAUGUAGAUGAGAGAACAAAGGUUGUCUUGUAAAUACUCCCAGUUUAUUCUUAAUCUUUUGAACUUAAAAGUCAAACUUAAGAUAAAUGGUCUCAAGGGAAAAGCCCAAACCAUAUCAGAGAAGCCGUCUACAUUAAGGAGGCUCUUUUUUACUGACUUGUUUACUCCUCAAAGGAUAAAACAGUUGACUAUUCCCAGGGCAGUGCAGUGGGUCAGAACAAGGCAUUCAUUAAAAGUUCAUGGCCCUUGGCAAAGUUAUCCACCACUCAUUCUUUUUCUUCUUACUAUUAAACUUAAGGUACAGUAAUGCCCAGGUACACACAAUCCAAAAUAAGUUGUAUUGUAAAUACCACAUGAAGUUUUAUUAAAAAAACCCUCAAAUAACAUAGAAGCAAAAAUGUACAACUGAAAAAGUGGCAUCUCCUUAAUUCCAAAUUUUCUCUCCCAAAUCUCAGCUAAGAAGAAUACAUUCAGAUAACUGCAUUUAAAAAUACUUACUGAUAACAGUAUAUACUUUAUGUAUUCUCUUUCAUCCUCACAACUCCUAAGGUUGGGAGUUUUGCUUUUUCUUCAUUGUAAUGAUGCUUAUUUUAUAGAUAAGUGAGUCAUUUUUACAAAAUUCAGUUCAGUCUGUGAUUAAAUUUUCAAUUGGGAAAAUUUUGCUAUUAAUGGAGAGCUUUCAGAUUUUUUAUAGAAUAAAUCCAAAUUUAUUCUCAGUCCUCAAAGGAAGUAAACAUAUCCACAAGGCGAGGUAAUUAUAAUUACCUACAGCCCAUGUCUGUAAUAUGUUUACAAGACAGACGACUACAAACUUAAUGUUUACAUCAUGCAUGUGGGGAAAUAAGCAUCUCCAGCUAGCAGUCACAUCUGGAACACACACAGUUAAGUAGGGACUGCACAAAAGGGAGAAUAAUGGGGUCCGAGGAUUUGUUCCCAGAAAUAAUAGGUCUCAACUGUGAGUGAGGAAAUGCCAAGAACCAGUGUAAGACCUGGUAAAUCAGACCCCUGGGAAGUCCAAAGGAAGAGACAAAGUGCACACAAUCAGACUCUUAGGAAUGUGCAGCAUCUUGGGGGAGGGAACUAGCUAUCCCUUAGUUUAUAAGGGGGGAAAAGGGAAGAUAAUCGCUCUAUAAAUUAGGACCCAGCAACUGCACUCCUGGGUGUUAAUAUAACCUGUACCUAGUGUUCACAGGAGUCAAAGACUGGAAACAACCUAAAUGACCUUCAGUGAAUGGCUGAGUACAUUUAUACCAUGAAAUAUAAUCAGCAGUAUAAUGGAAUCAACUGACUAUAUGCAGAUGGAUUUCAAAGAAAUUACAUCAAAUGAAAAAGGCAGUUCUCAAAAGGUCACAUAAUCUGAUUCCGUUUAUAUAACAGUAUUGAAAUUAGUGGUUGCCAGGAUUAGGGAUGGUGGUAAGGAGGAAAAGUGGUGGAUGGAUGUGACCAUAAAGGGCUAGCAGUAGGGAUUUACACAAUUUGGUGGAACAGUUCCAUGUCUUGAUUGUAGCCUCAGUUGUAAAAAAAAAAAAAAACACACAUACUGACAAAAUUACAUAGAACACAUACACAAGUGAGGGCAUUUAGAAGUAAAAUCUGAGUAAGAUUUAUGGGCUAUACUAAUUACCUGAUUUUCAACUUGGAGGCAGAAGUUUAUCUCUGGGACCACUCUUAUUUCCCCACUCCCAAACUUCCUAUGAAUCUAUAAUGAUUACAAAACAAUACAAUUUUUU